AUGCCCAAAGAAUAUGUGAAAGUCUGCCGUGAUUUUGCUGUCCUGGAAGACCACACCCUGGCCCACAGCCUGCAGGAACAAGAGAUUGAACAUCAUUUAGCCUCAAAUGUUCAGCGAAACCGUUUGGUCCAACAUGAUCUCAAAGUAGCUAAGCAACUCCAAGAAGAAGAUCUGAAAGCCCAGGCUCAGCUCCAGAAGCGCUACAAAGACCUUGAACAACAGGACUGUGAAAUUGCUCAGGAAAUCCAGGAGAAGCUGACAAUUGAGGCAGAGAGACGACGUAUUCAGGAGAAGAAAGAUGAGGAUAUAGCUCGCAUUUUGCAAGAAAAAGAGUUAGAGGAAGAAAAACGGCGAAAGAAACACUUUUCAGAAUCAUCUGGCAUCAGUACUUAUGGAGAGAGUUACUAUUAUGAAGAUGGAGACCAGCCAAGGUCAAGAAGAGCCAGGGAAUUGGGUUCUGAAUUCUCAAGGCCUUCUAGACUCAGAAAUGAUGGCAAGCCUGUGAAACAGCGGGAGGAGAAGCCAAAAUUACCUCUGGAUAACUUGGAAGACCUGCAAGAGCACUGUUUACCAGAACAACCUCUGGCACCUUCUCACUGGGACAAAAUGAGGGAUGAUCCUCAGAUGAACAGUGAGAAGCAUAAAAGGAAACAGUGUGGUCACAAGAGACUUCAAAGACCUCCACUUCCCAGAAUCAGUGGAGAUGUGCUUCUGACCACUGAAUCUGAUGACUGGGAGGCUAACAAUAGCCAGCGAACUCAGAAGUUUGAAAAACGGUACCGAUACCAAGACCAGCUUUCACCUGAGUUCUCACAGAAGGUUGAGCUUCACAACAAGGAAAUUUUACUUGGGAGGGACCAGGGGUUGGGUGAGCACAGAAAAAGGAGACACAGGCCAAGGACUCCUCCCUUUUCAGAGAGUAAGGAACGGCUCCACCUCAGAGACACAGGAAUGAAAGCCAGAGGGAUGAAAGAAGCUGUCUCUACUCCGUCACGAGCGACCCACAGAGAUCAGGAGUGGUAUGAUGCCGAAAUUGCCAGGAAACUGCAAGAGGAAGAACUUUUGGCUACCCAGGAGGACUUGAGAGCAGCUCAGGUAGCCCAAGAUGAGGAGAUUGCUCGACUGCUGAUGGCCGAGGAGAAAAAAGCUUACAAGAAAGCCAAGGAACGGGAGAAAUCAUCUUUGGACAAAAGGAAGCAUGACACUGACUGGAAGCCCAAAACAGCUAAGUCAGCACACCCAAAGUCAAAAGAGAGUGAUGAAGCUCACCGAUCUAAAAAUGACAGACCAGCACGGCCUCCACCCCCUGCCAUGGCAGAGGAUGACGAUUUGGAUUACUCUCAUUUUACAAACCAGCAUAAUUCCACACGCCAUUUCUCAAAAUCAGAAUCCUCUCAUAAAGGUUACCAGAGCUUCCUGUUAAUGGAGAAGACAGUCUAUUUGUUCACAUGGAGUGAUGAGUGGGCUCGAACUGUCAACCUUUCAAUUGGUAUUCCAUCACUUAACCUGUCCUUGCCAGAGUUCCUUGACAGUCUUGGGAUUCAUAUGUACUGCAUUCAGCUCACUCUUACUAAAAAUGUGAUAAAUUCUCAGCGAGAUGUCCUCUGGGGUCAUGGUCUCCAGGUGUCUCAACUGCAGACACAUGGUUCAUCUUUGAUCAGUGUUGUCUACAUCAUCACCAGCUGCGAUGCCAACAUAAAAGAGAAAUGGUUGUCAGGUGUAGCCAGAUGGAUCCCUGGUGAUGCAGCCAAGUUAAAGAUGUUACUUUGGACCCACGCAGGAGUGUCGCCCCCGCUCCCGCCCGCUGGCUCUGCGCUGCGCAGCGGGCGGCGAGGAGGGAAGCCCUUCCCGUGGGAGGAGGGAGGCAAGCUGGCGCCAGGCCAGCCCGGGUGCAGGGCAGCCAAUGCUGAGCUUCCAUCUAGCUGUACUGAUGCAAUAUCUGAGCACAAAGGACACUCAGAGGUCGCUCAGUUUUACACUGGUCUUGCACAGAUGGAGAGCCUGGCGCCCAGAGAGGGCAAGCGCUUUGUCCACAUAUCAAAUCAGGAAUCAGGUACAGCUGCUUAG
Elephantulus edwardii (Cape elephant shrew) is the source of this 2067-nucleotide messenger RNA. Its product is annotated as trichohyalin-like. The transcript is spliced from 14 exons. Gene Ontology annotation, cellular component: cytoplasm. Lineage: Eukaryota; Metazoa; Chordata; Mammalia; Macroscelidea; Macroscelididae. Gene Ontology annotation, molecular function: ubiquitin protein ligase binding. The coding region runs from base 1 to 2067 and encodes 688 amino acids. The record is from RefSeq and is a predicted model, not a curated record.